CCCGCCGAGGCGCCUGAGCAGGUCGCCAGUGGAGGGUUUCCACUCCAGUCAUGGCGGCCCCCCGACCCGCGUCGGGCGGCGGGGCUCUGAAGACGUGCGACCUGGAGCGGAUUUUGGAGGCGCUGAAGCUGCUGCUGAGCCCAGCAGGAUCAGACUCCAGUUCACUGCAGAUCACAAAACAUGAUGUCCUGUUGGCUACUUUGAAAUCUAACCUGUCUGCUUUGGAGGACAAGUUCCUGAAGGAUCCUCACUGGAAGACAUUGAGACUCCUCAGGGAUGAAAUUGCCAAAAAGGCAGACUGGCCACAAAACUCUGUGGAUGUCACCUGGAGUUUUACCUCCCAGACCUUGCUGUUGCUGUUGUGCUUGAAGGAAACCAUGGUCUGCCUUGUAGCAGAUUUCAGACCAGUUAGACCCAACCCUCGCACUCCUGAAGCUGCUCCCGCCCUGAGCCCAGAUACGCUUAGCAUCUCACAGCAGAAGACUGUGCAGUCUGCCUUGCAGUUCGUGGUCACCUUGGGACUCUGCCCCUAUCUCAUGUCUGGUGUGGGACUCCCCUUGAGAUACAGGACCGAAUUUGGGGCUGUUGUGCAGGAUGUGGUCUGUCUCGACGCUGCCCCUGCUGCCACCCGGAGACUGUACAGCAGCUGCAGGGUCCUCUUAACUGUUGCUCAACACACCUCUCUAGGAAGCUUGAUUUUCUGCCGCCAUUUGGGAGACAUUGUAGCAGGCCUGUGCCAGCUGGGUUUCUGCCCAACUAAGAGAAAACCACUGAAGCCUGAGGAAGAGGUGUUAACUGAAGAAGAAAGAGCCCUCUCGAAGGAGGCCUUGAGGGACACACUGGAUCAAGUGUAUCAACCACUAGCAGUGCGAGAAUUACUUCUUCUCCAGGGAGGGCCCCCCCAGUCCUGCACAGAUGUGAAGACCCAAGUUAGGUGUCAGGCCCCAGCUUGGCUUCGGCGUCUAUGUGGGCAGCUGCUCUCUGAAAGGUUAAUGAGACCCAAAGGUGUCCAGGCGGUGGUCCGGGGCAUUUUGGAAGGAGCAGGUGCGGGGGCAGCUGGCGGGAGUGACGCUGAGGCAACGGCUGCUGACUGGAAGAAGUGUGACUUGAUUGCAAAGAUAUUGGCCUCUUGUCCGCAGCAGUCUCUCUCACCAGAGAGUUACUACCAGGAUAUCUGCCCACAGAUUCUGGAUUUAUUUCACUUUCAAGAUAAAUUGACAGCGCGGCAAUUUCAGAGAGUUGCCACCACUACCUUUAUAACUAUGUCAAGAGAACACCCACAGUUGGCAGCAAAGUAUUUGCUUCAACCCAUCUUAGCGCCUCUUCAUCGGUGCUUAAACACAGCAGAGAUUCCGGAGAGUGACGUGGCACCAGGGACCAUUUUGGUGACAGAAGAAGAACUUAGUAGAUGUGUUGAGGAUGUUUUUAAGGUGUACGUGGUCGGGAAUGAACCUUUAACAGUGCUGGUGGAUUCCCUGCUUCCAGUGCUGGGCGUGCUCUUCUCUCUCUACUGUUAUACCCAGCAGAGCGUGUCUCACAUAAGGUCACUUUGCCAAGAGAUCUUAUUAUGGAUUCUGGGGAAGCUGGAGAGGAAGAAGGCAAUUGCUAGCCUGAAAGGAUUUGUAGGGUUGGACAAAUCUGUGCCCUCUCUCCAUUCUCUGUGUCAGUUGAGAGCUGCCGCCCAAGGUGGCAUUGUGGUUAUCGUCAAAGAGGCCAUUUGUGAUGAAGAUGAAGAUGAAGCCCUGUACCAAAAGGUAUCCUCAGAGCAGUGCCACAUGGAACAUCUUGGGGACUUGCUGUCCCACUGCCAGGAAUGUGGUUUGGCAGGUGACUUCUUCAUCUUCUGCUUGAAGGAAUUGACUUGUGUGGCCAUGGAAAAUGAAGCAGAGUUAAGAACUCAGCCUUUCUCCAGCCAAAGCCUCUUGGAGUUAGAGCAGCACCAGACUCUCCUUGUGGAAGGCCAGAAGCAGAGGUUGCUAGUGCUGCAGCUGGUGGCUGUCCUGUGUGAGAGAAUGUCUGAGCAGAUAUUCACAAACAUCACUCAGGUUGUGGACUUCGUAGCUGUCACACUGCAGCGAGCUUGUGCGAGCUUGGCCCAACAGGCAGAAAGCACGGUGGACUCGCAGACCCUGAGCAUGUCCAUGGGGCUGGUGGCUGUCAUGCUGGGAGGAGCUAUCCAGCUGAAGUCAAGUGAUUUUGCUGUUCUGAAGCAGUUGCUGCCUCUGCUGGAGAAGGUCUCUGACACGUACCCUGACCCUGUCAUCCAAGAACUCGCUGCUGAUCUCCGCAUCACCAUCUCCACCCAUGGGGCCUUCUCCACCGAGGCUGUGAGUGUGGCUGCCCACAGUACCCUGAACAAAAAGGAUCCAGGAAGCAAAAUAGAACAGCAACAAAGCAGUUGUGAGAAAUAUGCUGAUGCGUCUCCUGACCACCUCGAACAAGAGCAAAGCCGGGAGAAAUGCAACCGAGCAGGCCUGAAGGCUGAUGCUGCACACAUUCCUCAGGAAGCCAAUGAAGCCAACCCUACCACAAAUCAGAAGCCUGGGAGCGCAACCACAAUGGAGCUCCAGGCGGUUCUUUUAGCAGCUUAUGAUCCUCAAAUUCCUACACGGGCUGCUGCCCUGCGAACUCUUUCCCGUUGGAUAGAGCAGAGAGAAGCAACAGCCCUUGAGAUGCAAGAGAAACUUCUCCAGAUAUUCUUGGAGAACUUGGAGCAUGAAGACGCCUUUGUAUAUCUAUCUGCGAUUCAGGGAGUUGCCCUACUCUCAGAUGCCUACCCUGAGAAAAUCUUGCUUGGCCUGUUGGCUCAGUAUGACAGCGGUAAAGACCAGCACACAGCAGAGACCAGAAUGAAAAUGGGGGAAGUCCUGAUGAGAAUUGUCAGAGCAUUGGGAGAUAUGGUCUCAAAAUACCGAGAACCUUUGAUCCACACCUUCCUGAGGGGAGCCAGAGAGCCAGACAGCGCUCAUAGGGCCAGCAGCUUAUCCAACCUCGGAGAAUUGUGCCAGAGACUAGAUUUUCUCCUGGGCUCCGUGGUUCAUGAGGUAACAGCUUGCCUGAUUGCAGUGGCUAAGACAGACCCUGAAGUUCAAGUGCGCAGAGCUGCCAUCCAUGUAAUUGUGCUGCUGUUUCGGGGACUCAGCCAAAAAGCUACUGAGGUGCUGAGGGAUGUCCUCAAGGAUCUCUACCACCUGCUGAAGCAUGUGGUGCGUUUGGAGCCUGAUGCCGUGGCCAAGCUCCAUGCCCAGCUGGCCCUGGAAGAACUAGAUGAGAUCAUGAGAAACUUCCUGUUCCCUCCACAGAAGCUUGAGAAAAAGAUUGUGGUCCUGCCAUAGACAGGACUCACAGGACCUACAGGAGGUGGAGCUGGACCAAGCAGCUAAAGCAGUGCCCAUGCCUUCCAGCAGGUGGCCCCCCUAAGUCUUUGGUGCUGGCAUUAUGGCUGACCCUGGAGGUGGCUUCAUCUCUGGCCUUUCAUGUCAUUAAGUUAACCUUCCUAAAUCAUCGCUUUAGCAUCCUGCAUCCAGCCCAAAGCAUGUGCCGUUAAGGAAAAAAAUGACAUCUCAUUAAUUAAUCUGCACGUUCUUCACGUCCUGCAGCCUUGAACGAAGGACGUUUACCUAGUAGAAGUAUAUUUUUAAUACAACUGAUGCAAUAUGAUUAAUUGUUCAUUCUCUUGCAACUUGAGAAGAGAUUGGCCACCCAUAUGUUACAUAGCUUAAUAUUCUUUGGUGGUGAGAUACUUCUUCCUGUGAUUAAUGACGAACAGCCAGAACUAGUCAUCCUUGGCUGUUCAAGAGGCAUUUCAGAGUAUGAAGAUGCAGUUGGCAGUAGGAAUGGUAAGGAAAUUGUUAUCAAAACGUGCAGAGUGGAAUAAAAUUAUCUUGGCUGGAACGAAUCACAGGUCUGACCCUGGCGCCCUGAAUUUGACAUGGAAAGCUAUGGCGUGGAAGAGGCUUAGAUCUCCAGAAAAGAGAAUCAAACUGGUAGAAUCUUCGAGAAAAGGGUAAGCCCUAUGUUCAUCCUCCUGGGUCUUUUUCUUUUGCUCCUUCUGCAUCUGUUUGCAGAGAGUUACCCUGUUUAUUGGAAGAAAAGAGCCAUAAGCAUCUCAGAUAGGAGUUUCUCUCUUGCACUCAGCCCUCUACUCAUCUGGAAAGGUGGAUGAUUGCUCAUGGGCUACUCCUACAUUUGCUGCAAAGCAUGCUGUAGGCCCAUGGGCCAUGCCUGGUUACAGAAGUCAUUUCAGAUGCAGCAUGGUGGAUCCCUCUUUGUUUACUUAUAUAUUUAUUUGCCACUGGAUUUUGUUUGCAGUUGAAAGAAAACAUCAAAAGGAGAAACUCACUGCCUGGGUCAGACCAGUCCACCUUGGUUGACAAUACCUUGACCAGGCUGCCCCAGAGCUCCUUGGUCAGUCCUCAGCUUUGGGGGCUAAGUACAGAAUUGAUGAGAGAAGUGUAUCUCCACUAUGCAGGGUGACCAGGCCCAGGGGGACCAAAACAUAGUUUCCUCAGUCUCUUCAGUAACUGAAGGAUCUAUACACAAGCCUGCCCAUUUACCACUUAGCAAGACAUUUCUCUCAUCAGAAUGCUGACACAGUUUUAUUUUAGAAUUUUGUGGUGGGCAUCCCUUUAAAAGAGCCAGUGUACAUACAGUUAUGGCUCAUAAGGUAGCCUAGGGAGCAAAGAAUUAGAACAAAAGCAGAUGUCUUUAAGGAAUGUUUCCAUUCAGCCAAGGUAGCUGAAUUCCUCAAAGCAAGGAUGUCUAGAAAAUCAGGGUUGAGGCUUUCCAAUCAGAGAAGAAUAUCCUUUGGACCAACUGGAUAUAAGUGAAAUAUUCUUGUUUCUUGACCUUUCUUUAAAAGACUCUGUACAACCCACUUCAGAUAAUCCGAUUAAAAUUAUUGGAUGAUUGAUUUAACUUACAAUUCUAUUUGCAUUAAAUGCAUCCCUGUUUUCAGGGCAGAUCUUAAUUGAUCAUCUUGAGUAGAUUAAGAAAUUUUCCAUCUAGAAACCUGACUUCCUAUGGGGUGUCCCACGGAGCAUCCUAGACCCUGUGUCUCCAUUUAUAAAUUGCUUCUUAAUUUGAAUUAUUUGGCAAGUAGCUAAAAGCAUCUAUUCUUUAUUGAUUUUGAUGGAUUUGGUUUCAGAGAGUGACUUUUUCUGACCUUGUUACCAAAUUCAAGGGGAAGAUACAUUACUCUAACCCUCCCUAACAUGAGCAAAAUAUUAGUUUCCAAAUUCUCAAAUAGUUAUAUACAUACACACAUACACACAGAUGCACACACACACACUUUUAUCUUGGGAAAGAGCAUGAGAACUGAGUUUUGUUAUUGCAAUAAUAAAAACACAAAACUUAAAACAAACCAAUAGGGGGGGGGCACAAAACUGCAGGGGCAAAUAGUAGGAGCAAUAGUGACAUUUCCCUUCAUGGCCUGGAAGGGGUGUCUGGUCCCAGGUAGCAGCACCAUACUCUUCCCCCUACUGUCCCUUCCUGUUUCCUCACUUCAGUUCUGCCUCUGACAUUCCCCUGACCUGUUGCCUUCAGCCCCUUCCAUUGCCUACAGCCUGUCCCCCAAACUUCCCUGGAUGACAAAUGUGGUCUUUCCCUUGCCCCCUAACCCCUUCUCUCCCUACUCUCCCUCCCUGGUUUCCUCCUCCACUUACCAGGCCCACAGUCAGCUCCCACAGCCAACUGGGCAUAGUGUGUGGUAAGAGACAUGCAGUAGCCCACAGCUGGCUGCCGCCGGUCCCCAGGCUUCCUGCCCAAGUGACAGCUGCUUGUUCAGGUUAGACUUCCAGGACAUUCUAAGAGGUUCCCUGUUGGCUGUGUUGUUGUUCCUCAUUGGCACAAACUUACCUCCUUCAAAAUCCCCUGCUGUUUAAUCAGCAAUCUCUUAACUUGCACUUUGUUCCUUAUUGUCUCUCCGCACACAUAUUUUCCAUAUUCCCUAGCAUUCUCCUCUUCACCCCUCUUCUCCCUUCCUGUCCUUUCCUGUAGAAGGGCUGACAUGCCAGGCCUUGGGGGGCAGGGAAAUAAAUCACAGCAGACAACGGUGACAGCAAUUUAUUGAGCAGCUGCUAUGUGCCAGAUGCUAUAGCAGGCCCCAAGAACACAGCAAUAAGCAAAACAGGCAAACCCCUUGCAUUGUAGUGGAGGGAAAAUACCAGAUGUUAGGAGUGUCAAAUGGUGAUAGAUGCUACCGAGAAAAAUAAAGCUGGGAAGGGGGCCCAGGUGCAUAUGGGUGGGAGCUGUCUGUUUAGACAUGUUGUCUAAAGAAGGCCGCACUAGAAGUUGAGGAGAGCCCGUCUUUAUUAGGGAGGGGACGGCAGCCUGUCAGGUCUGAGGAAAGCUGGGCGGCCAAUGGGGAAGGACAGAGUGAGUGAAGACGAAGCAAAGAGGAGGAGGCAGGGAGGUGUUGUAGGUGGGGCAAGGGACCCCUGUGGGCCUUGUGGACCAUUCUGCGCAAGAGGGAAGCCACAGACCUAUUUCCACCGGAAGCUGCUUCAGCUUGUCAUUGGAAAGUGCUUGGAGGCCCCAGUGAGAUGUGCUGUGAAAUAGGAAAUAACGUUUCAGUAAAAGGAGUUUCAGAUCCAGCUGCAGUUUUGGCCUAUCAGAAUGAAGCUGUGAGCCCCAGUCCUUUCGCCACCGUCUUCUCUGUAGCGGCCGCGUCUCCUCAGUGGCCUCAGAAAAGAGAGGAAAGCAAAUGUGUUGAUCUGCCCUCAGUCCACCCCCUGCUCCAUCCCUUUGUCUGUGAGAGGCUGAGCAAAGGAGUGUGGCCUGCCGCCUGCCUGUGACUCU
Talpa occidentalis (Iberian mole) is the source of this 6798-nucleotide messenger RNA. RefSeq names its product transport and golgi organization 6 homolog (gene TANGO6). Gene Ontology annotation, biological process: protein secretion. The coding region runs from base 51 to 3335 and encodes 1094 amino acids. Lineage: Eukaryota; Metazoa; Chordata; Mammalia; Eulipotyphla; Talpidae. The transcript has 18 exons. The record is from RefSeq and is a predicted model, not a curated record.